Molecule: messenger RNA, 3053 nt
Organism: Girardinichthys multiradiatus
Lineage: Eukaryota; Metazoa; Chordata; Actinopteri; Cyprinodontiformes; Goodeidae
Product: cadherin-like protein 26
Exons: 15
Coding region: 38-2125 (695 amino acids)
Biological process (GO): cell morphogenesis; cell-cell junction assembly; adherens junction organization
Cellular component (GO): plasma membrane; catenin complex; adherens junction
Molecular function (GO): calcium ion binding; cadherin binding
Source: RefSeq, a predicted model, not a curated record
UGUGUGCAGGACUGACAAUGUAUUGGUUGGCUCUAAUAUGGAUAUAAAAACCUUCUGCUUCCUCAUUACCUUGUGUCUUGGAAUCCAGAGGUUAACAUCAGAUAUAUCGCGGCGGCAAAAAAGAGCCUGGAUCAUAGAAACCUUUACUAUUGAUGAAGGCUUUGAUGGACCUUUUCCACAUUAUGUGGGAAGUAUUAACAUCGACCCAAACAUAAGUCUUUUUGAAAUACAUGGUCCAGGUGUUGACAAGGAACCUCUGAACUUAUUCAAAAUUGACAACAAAGCAAAGAUGUGGAUCAUGUACCCUGUGGACCGUGAGGAAUAUAACAUUUUAAAGCUGAUAUUUCAGGCAUAUAAUAAAGAAAAGGUUCUAUUAAAUACACGAUUGACAAUUGUCAUUGUCAUUGAUGACACAAAUGACAACGAACCAAAAUUUGGCAAUCAGACAUAUGAGGUUACCAUAGAAAGUACACCAUUACAAGGUACCGCUUUGAUUAAUGUUACAGCAAUAGAUCAUGACAGCACUGAGGAGAACAGCAAAUUUAGCUUCAGUAUAGAGUCAGUCACUCCGACUCCACAGAACUUUCAAUUAUUUAUAAAUAAGGAGCCUGAUUCUGGAAAGGGGACCAUCUCAUUUAAAGGAUGUCUGGACCAUGAGAAAGCACAGAAAUACACCCUCAUUGUGAAAGCCACAGACCAUGGUCAACCAAGACCCCUUUCAAGUUCCACCACUGUGAUAAUCAAUAUAGAAGACGGAAACAGACACCUUCCAGUGUUCACAAAUGAAAAAAGCCAAGCAAGUGUGAAAGAAGGACAGGAAGACGUUCUCAUUUCACGUCUGCAUGUUAUAGACAAAGACACCAAAGGUACAAAGGCCUGGAAAGCAAAAUAUAAAAUCCAAGGAGAUAAAAGCAACAACUUCAGAAUUGUUACUGAUCCUGAUACAAACGAUGGUCUACUGUAUGUGGAAAAGAAGCUCGACUAUGAGGAUGAUCCUGUGAAGAACAUCAACAUAACUUCAGAGAAUGAGAUUCUCUAUUUUAUUUGCAAAGUGAUUGAUCGCAACACUGCUGGUCUUUGGAAGAUAAACACUAUUAUUCGUAGUCCUUUCAGCGUGGCACAAAGUGGGACUAGAGCAGAGGAAACAUCACGUUUAUCCACCCAUCACCUGACAGUGACUGUAGAAGAUGUCAAUGAGGCCCCUGUCUUUGAUCCGCCUAACAAAACUAUUUCUGUGUUUGAGGACGUUGCUUUGGGCUUUUAUUUGGAGACAUUUACAGCUAAAGACCCUGAUAUUGGUGCAGCAAGCACAAUUAGAUACAUAAUAGGAGAAGAUCCGGCUGGUUGUGUUACAGUGGACUCCAGGACUGGAGAAAUAACCACGUCAAAGAGUUUAGACCGAGAGUCACAGUUUGUUAAAGAUGGAUUGUAUGUUGUCCAAAUAUAUGCUGUUGACAACGGUGAACCGCCCCAGACCGGCACAGCAACGCUUAGCAUCAAGAUUAUGGACGUAAAUGACAAUGCUCCAUCUUUGGACAAAAACAUCAUUGAUAUGUGCCAAAGUGAUAGAAUCUCAUCGGUCAAUGUCACAGCUUUAGACCCAGAUGAAGAACCAUCCAGUGGGCCUUUCUUGUUCAAACUUCUCGGAGAUGUUAAGAACAAGUGGAGGAUUGACCCUGAAAAAGGUUAUUCGUUCAAGCUUGUGAAAGAACACAACGUUUCACAAAAUGCAAUGUUUUUGGGACAUCAUAAGCUGCAGCUAGAAGUGUCAGAUCUUCAAGGAAAAACAGCUGUCCACAGCCUGUUGAUUUAUGUGUGCAAGUGUUUCAAAACAACAAGGCCAGACUGCCGACUCCAUAAAGACACUGGAUCCAGAUUGGGAUCAGAAGCUCUGGGAAUUUUACUUUUAAGCAUGACACUGCUCACAGGUUUGCUGCUUUUAUCUUUUCGGAUGUCAUGCAAGCCUGAAAAGGUGCCAUUUCCAGAUGACAAUGUUGAGCAAUAUUUAAUGAAGAGCAACACAGAGGAACCAGGAACCGAUUGUGAAGUAUUUUUUUUUUUUUUUCAUUUUAAGUCAAACCUACUUGCUUACUAUAGUAUAGUUCACCUAAAAAACAUACUGUAAACUGAAACCUUUGUAUGUGUUUAAGUUGCCCUUAGUGUUUCUACAAAGCAAACAUAAUGGACAACUGACGCAGACAUCUCAAGGCAUGACACUUAACUUGACACCGGUAUUAGUCGAAGUUAACUCACAAAUGAGCCAGAAUGAGAGCUGCCAGGAAAAAACAAUCCUAGGGAAAAGGUCUUCUGUGAAGUCAAUGCAAGAGCAGUGGAUGAUUUUGCAUGGAUCUUCUUUAACCAUGAAGAAGAGACAUCAGCAACAAGAACGGAAGAAUGUUAACAGGGUUUGGAUUCAACAAAGCCAACAUGUUCAUGACAUUCUAAUAAACGAUUUACUGAAAAUAAAACUACUCACAUUAGAGGCCCAAGGCAAGGACCUGGGUGAUUAUGAACCUGUCAGGUACAGUGACGAGGGAGGCUCAGAACAUAGCUUUGAACUGGAUGUCCUCUCCAUCCCUGGAGAUCCCUUUGACCAAGACAUGGUACUGGACAACAGGUUUUUACCUCUGGCCUCAAUCUGUUCGCCUGACAUCACUGCCCAAAGCACAAAAACUUACUUUUCUAAGGUUUGGACACAGGAGGACUGAUUUUCUUCAUGUACCUAAUUUCUGGUUUCUUGAUUUGUCAUGCAAGCAAUCUUGAAGGAUGGGAAACCAAGCAUACUGUAGGUUAUUUAGGUUAAGCAGCCUGAAAACAAAACCAAAUAUGUAAAAAAAAAAACACUUUUUGAUGCAAUUGUGUACUAAACAUAUGGAAGAGCCUAAUAAGCAGCAUUGUAUAUAUCAUCUACUUUCUGCUAAGGAACUUAAAAAUCAAAUUGUAAAAUAAAUUGUGAAAACUGGGGACUGUGGAAAUGUAUGCAUAAAAUCUAAAUCAAGUAAAUUUAUUGGUUAUCUAUUUUUGAGGUAGUUUAUUUUUCAUGGUUGAACAGU